AUGAAGUCCCUCUUGGGUGUCUUCCCUGUCGAAACGGUCGACAACAUUGUCAAGUAUCUCCCCACCCGUGACGCCAACAACUUCGCUCGAACCUGCUGGGCGGCCUACUGGAGGGCUGACCCCCAUGUCUGGAAGGACAAUGUGCCCACGUCAACAAAGCCAGGCCCAAUUACCUGGGGUGUAGUCACGAGGCAAAUGAAGGUCAUUAAGAAGGCCGUGGAGGCUGGCGCAGAUGUCGACGCCCCCGACUGGUUGGCUUGUUUUCACAUACCUGAGCGUUGUGAUAACGGCCCCGAUGAAUGGUCGUUGGCUAGAGCAGCGAGUCACAACGCGAAUGGUUCGCCACUUCACUUCGCCGCCAUGACCAACAACUGUGAAGCGGCUCAAUACCUCCUUCAAAAAGGCGCAACUCUUCACGAUACCAACCCUGAGCUGGACAAUUGGGCACUGAACAUGUGCUCGUGCCACUGGGUAGAUGAGACUUGGCACUGGCCACGCGAUGACUCAGACGCAGACUCAGAAGAAGAGGAAGAGUUAGUCAAACACCAUCAAGAUUAUUUCACCCUACCUUUACAUACGGCAGUCUGCCACAAAAGUCCUGAAGUCGCCAAGCUUUUUCUGGAACACGGAGCCAGCGUCUAUCUUCAUGGCAGUUACCGUCACGCAGUAGAGGCUGCUGCAAGGGCGAAUGCCACUUAUCCGUACAACGACUUUCUUCACAUUCUCGUCCGAAAAGGCACUGACUAUCUGGCCAUGAUUGAUUUGAUCGCACAAUGUCCCGAUAUCGACAUCGAUGGAAUGGAAUACGGAUAUGCAACCCCUAUACAGAAUGCCUGUUCGACACCGCACAAUGCCGCUGUCAUCGCAAAGCUGGCAAAACUUGGCGCCAUGGAGACAUGGAAUGUUUACUCACAGGAUUGGAUGCAUUGUUGUAUUCGCAGUGGCAUGUACGACAACACCUUGGCCCUCCUCAAAGCUGGCCUUGAAGUCUUAAACCCUGAGGUCCGCAGCGUCAUUGGAUCAGAUACUGCCCUACUCUUUGCCGACGCAGUGGAAUUUGAAGCAGGUAUGGAGGAGAGCCACGUUAAGCAUGUCAAGUCCAUUAUCCGCAUGCUUGUCCAGGACUAUGGCCUGAAGCUCAACGCUCCUCUCUUUGACCAUCCUACAAACAAAGACACGCCCUUGGAGUACCUGAUUGGUGGCAACUGCCCAAGGCCAGAAUAUCUGUUCCAGUCGCUUGUGGACCUAGGCGCUCGACUUGACCUUCGAAACAGAAAAGGCCACAAUCUUCUUGUGCGCUAUCUAUGGAUGGAGCAGUCGGUUACCAAGACCCCGCAGACUCCUCCAAAUAAGGGCGUCCGCAAGGGUGUGGAGGCGCGUUAUUUCGUCUCUCGCUCGAUCAUCCGCCCGCAGACGAUUCGUGCGCUCAUCGAAGCCUAUAAAUGGGCGAAUAUUAGAUUGGAUGAUGAGUAUACGUGGGGAAAGGUUGACUUGAAGCUUAGUUGGAUUCUGGAGAUCCGGUUUCCGGAGUGGGGUGAGAUCCCGUUCCCGGGGUGGAAGGCUCCUGAAGGAUUUGAGAAUAAUAGGGCUUUGUGGAAGAAUCUUGAUGAGUACCUUGUCUAUAGCGGGGUGUUAGAGUUUGAUUGA
Sordaria macrospora k-hell is the source of this 1647-nucleotide messenger RNA. RefSeq lists its product as uncharacterized. The record is from RefSeq and is a predicted model, not a curated record. Gene Ontology annotation, molecular function: protein binding. Lineage: Eukaryota; Fungi; Ascomycota; Sordariomycetes; Sordariales; Sordariaceae.